Messenger RNA from Benincasa hispida (wax gourd), 4683 nucleotides. NCBI's taxonomy places the organism in Eukaryota, Viridiplantae, Streptophyta, Magnoliopsida, Cucurbitales, Cucurbitaceae. The record is from RefSeq and is a predicted model, not a curated record.
AUGCUUAGAGACAUUCUUUCCUUGUGUUGUGCUCGUUGUGGUGUAUUCUUUGUGGGAGUCAAGCUAAGGACUUGCAUUACUUGUUGUGGGGUUGUCAGUUUGUUCAGUCUCUUUGGUGUCAUUGGUCGGAGGCUUUUGACUUAUGUUUGGCAUGGAAUCGCGAUGGUUAUGCUAUUAUUUAGGAGGUGCUCUUGGGCUAACUUCUUUGGUAUUUUGUGGGGAGUUUGGCUUGAGAGAAACAAUAGAAUUUUUAGAGAGGUGGAGUGGUUGUGUGAUGAGGACUAUUUGGCAGCACCUGCAACAACAGACCUAGCAUAUUGUGUGAUCUUGGAACACACAAUUGCAGAGAGGGAACGAAGCCCAGCUGUAGUUGCGAGGUCUGUGGCACUUUUGAAACGCUACCUUCUUAGAUACAAACCCUCUGAAGAAACAUUAAUGCAGAUAGACCGGUUUUGCUUAAACACAAUUAGCGAGUGUAGCUUUAGUCCAAACCGAAGGUCAUCACCAUGGUCUCAAUCUUUGAGUCAACCAUCUGCUGCACCUACAACCUCUUCUACUUUUUCUCCAUUGCCCGUAUCAAGUAUUGCCUCUGGAGCACUUAUAAAAUCACUGAAAUAUGUUCGCUCCUUGGUGGGACAACACAUACCAAGGAGAUCAUUUCAACCAGCUGCUUUUGCUGGUGCACCUUCUAUGUCAAGACAGUCGCUACCUGCACUGUCAUCUAUGCUGAGUAGAUCCUUCAAUUCACAAUUAAAUGCUGCAAGUAGUGGAGAAUCUUCAGAGCAUAAAGACUCCACAGUUUUAUCUACAUCAAAUUUAUCUAAUAUUGAAGAAGUUGAUAGUACGGUUGACCUUGAAUACAUCUCACCUGAUGUCUUGAAAUGGCGAUGGUUUGGGGAACAACGGUCAUCUCUUUUUCAAAGAGAGAGUGAUAAUUUUGCUAAUACUCAAGACUUGAGAACGCGUAAUCUUCUAGAAGUAGGUGCAGCAGCACUUUUAGUGGGAGAUACAGAAGCCAAAAUGAAGGAUCAACCUUGGAAAUCUUUUGGAACAGCUGAUAUGCCAUAUGUUGAUCAACUAUUGCAGCCUUCACCGGUAGCAACUAUAACCAAUUCUUCCUCUGCCCGUCUCCACUUGAGGGCUAUAACUGCAUCAAAGCGCACAAAACCAGGCUUGCAUCAGAUCUGGGAAGAUUCUCCUGGGAGUACAUUUCGACCAAAGGCCAGACCACUCUUCCAAUAUCGUUACUACAGUGAACAGCAGCCUCUGAGACUGAAUCCUGCCGAGGUGUGCGAGGUUAUUGCUGCAGUUUGCUCUGAAAUGUCUUCACCCAUCGCUAAUCCUCUUACAGUAACAUCUAGGUUAAGUACAAAUAGUGGCAAGCCAUCAAUGGAUGUUGCCGUGAGCGUUCUUGUAAAGCUCAUUAUUGACAUGUAUGUUUUGGAUUCUGGGAUUGCUGCACCUCUCACUUUAUCCAUGCUCGAGGAAAUGCUUAGUUCUCCAAGGUCAACCUGCAAAGUUCGUGCAUUUGAUUUAAUCUUGAACCUUGGUGUUCACGCUCACUUAUUAGAACCGAUCACGCUCGAUGAAAAUCCUACAAUUGAAGAAGAGUACUCUCAAGAAUCAUAUCUUGCGGAAGAAGCCCAAUUUAAUUCACAGGGGAAGAAAAAUCUUGAUUCUUCUAACAACAUCAGUGCAACUUCAUCUAUUAACAAAUUUGAAUGUUGGAUCCUCAACAUCUUGUAUGAGAUACUGCUUCUUCUCGUCCAGAUUGAAGAGAAGGAAGAAUCUGUCUGGACGUCUGCUUUGAGCUGUUUACUGUAUUUUGUUUGUGAUAGAGGCAGACUCAGGAGAAGCCGACUAAAGGGCCUUGACAUAAGGGUUAUUAAGGCAUUUCUAGAAACUAGCAGGAGAAACUCUUGGGCUGAAAUAGUUCAUUGCAGGCUUAUUUGCCUGUUAACAAACAUGUUCUAUCAAGUCCCGGAGGAGCCCACAGAGGUUGCUUCAAGCCCCAUAUUUCUUGUAGAUCAGGUGGAUCUGGUUGGAGGAACUAAGUUUAUUUUCUUUGAGUAUUCUCUAGCAAACUCAAGAGAAGAGCGGAGAAAUCUCUUUCUGGUGCUUUUUGAUUAUGUUUUGCAUCAAAUAAAUGAAUCUUGCAUCACAACUGGAGUUAUGGAAUAUGGUGAUGAUGAGAUACAACCCCUUGCAACCCUGUUCACCCUCGCCAAUGCACCUGAGGCUUUUUACAUCUCAGUUAAGCUUGGAGUGGAAGGUGUUGGAGAGAUUUUGAAAGCGUCUAUCUCAUCAGCAUUGUGUAGAUAUCCUAAUAGUGAGCGACUAAAUAUGCUCUCGGAGAAUAUAAUGGAGAAAUUUAAUACAAUAAUCAAAUCAUUUACACAUUUGGACAAUGAGUUCUCUUAUAUGAUACAGAUAACCAAAUCUCUCAAACUUUUUGAAAGCAUUCAAGGUUCUAUGUUAAGAAAUGGUGUUAGCAUGAAAUCCAAACUAUCAUGGGCCACUCUGCAUUCCCUUCUUCAUUCAGAGAGAAUUGCUUAUCGUCAAAAUGGUUAUGUUUGGCUAGGCGAUCUUCUUUUUGAAGAAAUAACUAGUGAAAGGGAUGAAAAUAUGUGGACAAAUGUGAAAAAAUUACAGCAGAGAAUCACAUACGCUGGUGUAAAUGAUUAUUCAUCUGCUUCGGACAUACCCCUUUCCAUCUGGCUUAUGUGUGGACUUUUAAAGUCAAAACACAACAUCAUUAGAUGGGGCUUUUUAUUUGUUGUAGAAAGACUUCUUAUGCGAUGCAAAUUUUUGUUGAAUGAAAAUGAAAUGCGAAAUUCUGGCAGCAAUGAUCUUGGCCAGGCAUCCAAAGAUAGCCGUCUUGAGAAAGCUAAUGCAGUGAUAGAUAUAAUGUGCAGUGCUCUUUUCUUGGUCUUUCAGAUCAAUGAAACAGAUCGCAUCAAUAUUUUAAAGAUGUGCGACAUACUCUUCUCUCAAUUAUGCUUGAGAGUACCACAAGCUUCUGACUUACCAAUUGGAGAUGAUCUGCCCCACGGCAGAGUUAUAGAUUACUCAGGUGAAAGUAAAAUGAUAGGGGUUAUUGAAUCUGAAGCUAAACUGGAUGGUAAUUACUUUGGUGAGCUAAAGGAGGAGAAAAGCAGAUAUAGUAAAACUUAUAACAAUCCUCUUGAUCAUGAGACAGCCUCCAUGGCAGCAUUACUGCUUCAAGGACAGACUAUUGUCCCCAUGCAGUUGAUUUCUCAUGUUCCUGCUGCUCUGUUCUACUGGCCGUUGAUUCAACUUGCUGGAGCAGCAACAGACAACAUUGCUUUGGGUGUUGCUGUUGGAAGCCAAGCAAGAGGGAACCACCCAGGUGCCGCCUCCGACAUCCGAUCAGCGCUGCUCUUACUCCUAAUUGCUAAGUGCAGUUCUGAUUCAUCUGCUUUCCAAGAAGUGGAUGGGGAACAAUUUUUCAGAGAGCUUCUAGAUGAUACAGAUUCAAGGGUGGCCUAUUACUCUUCAGCGUUUCUUUUGAAGCGUAUGAUGACGGAGAAACCUGAAAAGUACCAAUACAUGCUUCAGAAUCUUGUAAUUAAAGCUCAGCAGAGCAAUAAUGAGAAGCUGUUGGAAAAUCCAUACCUUCAGAUGCGUGGUAUACUUAAGCUGGCAAACGAUAUGGGCUUCGAGUUGUGAUUUACUCUGAUUUUCUGGAAGCGUUCUGUUUUUUACAUGGAUACAUCACAUUCAGCGGUGUGCAGAAAAAGUUUUGAUAUGCAUGGUGUUUCGAUCACUUGCUUUAAUUUCCAUCUUUGGAGCAUAUGAAGAAAUGCACCUGACUAAGUGUACAUGACAGAGCUCGUCUUCUCAUAUGGGAACUUAAUUUAGAUCAAGCUAGGAGAAUGACUAUCCAUUGAGAAAGGCGAUAGUGAUACAUUGGGAUGAUAUUGUUUAUUCGUAGUUUUAUCUUGCCACUGUACAGUUGUUUCUAGCCAUCAACUCCGAUUUUCUUUGAUAAGCACGCACGAAGGAAGAUGAUGAGCUAAUUUGAUCACUGGCCGUGCAGAUUAGCUAUUGUAGAGAUCCCUCCUCGGCUAUGCCAAUUAACUUUUCUUUUCAACCAUAAGUCAAGGAGAAAACAACUAAGGCAUUCGGGAAACCCCUUUAGAUUACUCAUUUGUCUGCCUCAUUCUGCCACAAAUCAUUGGACAUGGAAGCUUUUUUAAUAUUUUCAUCAGCUGUAUGUCGUGUAUAAUGUUUUCGGACGACUUGCAAGUGAAACUUGAGAAGAUUCAUUUCAUUUGUACAGAAAUCACAUUACCUCCAACAAGCCUUCUUCUGUUUUUGUCAUUCCUGAAGGCAAUCUUUUAACCAUGUUAUCUUUUUUUUCUUUUUUCUUUUUCUUUCUUUCUAGAAUCUUCUUUUGUUUUUUCCAAGUCUGUAAAGUCAGCUUAACUGAGGGAGAAAAUAUCAUCAAAAUGUAUCCACCAUAUGGCUCACUAGUCUCAUUUUUCAGAGCAUUGCAGGUGUCCGUUAUUUUUAGGACAUUUAACUGCCUGCUUGCCUGGUAUGGGUUUUUCUGGAAGCUAUCUUUGUGAUAAUUAUUAUUAUUGCUUCUUUAACAUUUAAUCUUGUGCUUUUUUUUUCCCCACAGCCACAGUUGGUAAUCUGAAAUUUCCAUUUUGCUCU